Molecule: messenger RNA, 2690 nt
Organism: Aspergillus sclerotioniger CBS 115572
Lineage: Eukaryota; Fungi; Ascomycota; Eurotiomycetes; Eurotiales; Aspergillaceae
Exons: 1
Coding region: 165-2195 (676 amino acids)
Source: RefSeq, a predicted model, not a curated record
CAACCGAGAACUCACCACCUCCACACCAAGUGGAUUUUCCACGGGGCUUCCUUCGGCGCCUGGCUUACACCCCUUCAAGACGCGACUGUCAUGUCAUGUCCUACCCUGGUGACAGCCUCACUUAAUUAACCCCACACCAUACAGCAUAUAUAUCGCGCCUCGCGAUGGAUUCCCCAUCAAGCGCGAUGUCGAGCCCAACGAAAGCCCUCAAUCCCCUGUCGCCAGAGCGGAUCAACCAACAGAUCGGACCCAACUCGCCAUCACGAUCAUCCGACAUUUUCAACCUCCAGCGAAAGACACCUCGGGGCUUCACUGAUGUGCAAGCCAAGGUUGCGUUUUUAAACAAUCUAUCGCGAGGAAACAGUCCCGCGCAUGCUUCACAGUCAUCCGCUGGAUCUGCGGCAGCUCUUCAACGGGCUGUUCUUGGACGUGAGGAGGCCGAGUCUGCAUUGGCAAAUGUCUCUGCCCAGCUUUCUGAAGCCCAGUCACGGGAGCGUCGCAUAAGUGAAAGGCUAGAGUCCUUGCUCGAAGAACUACAAACAGGAAAACAGCGCCAGGCUCACGAGAGAACGGUAUUCGAAAAGGAGAUUAGGAAAGCGAGGAAAGAAGCUUUCCGUGCUGGCUCUGUCUUGGUAAAAACACAGGAAGAAUUGAAGCACGCGAGGAACGAGGCCAAAGGAUUCAAAGACGAGGCCCAGACAGAGCGAGCAGCAAAGGAACAAGCGAAACAGGAAGCAUUCGAGCGGGCUUAUGCAAUUGCUGGACUUACCGAGGAGAUGGAGAUCCUCAAGGAACAACUACGAGUUGCGGAAGCCGCCAAUCGGUCGAAUAAGCUCGAAGCGCGGGCGCGGCAAAUCCAGAAGAACAACAUUGGACGGUUGUCGCUGGCUGAAGGCGAUCUUAAUCUCUUGUUAACGCCCACCCGAAGACUCAAACGCUCUGCCGACAAUUUGGGCAACUCGCCUCAAGCCAAUGCAGUGGAAUCCUCACCUGCCCAGGAUACUCCUUCGAAGAGGCAAAGAUUGUCAGAUGUUACCUCUCGAAAGGAGGCCGAGGAGGCCACUAUGUCCGGUGCGCAUCACGACCGUAUCGAUGAGCUUGAGGAGGUCCUCGAGCGCGAGCGUCGGCUCAGGACCAUGGCAGAAGACAUGCUUGAAUUCUUAAAAGUGGAGUGUCGAUUCAGACGCUGCUCCUGCCGUCUGGAAGAAGAAGAUCAAAUCGACCAUGGAUAUGAAGCGCAAAGUGUGGAGACAGGAGAAAAGGAAGAAGAGAAACAUUCAGAAUGUCAUGGUAACAACCACAACACUCUUGUGGUGCCAAAGGAGCCAAGUCCCUCGCAUACCCCCAAGGGCGAACCUUUUGGUUCUGCGGCCAAAGAUCAAAUAAUCAGGAAAGAAGUAGUUGGGGAUAGCGUCGUCGUGGAUGGAGCAGCUGGGGAAUCAGUCAAGCACGGGACCAUCGAAGACGAAGCGGAUGGAGAUGUCGAUGAAGUUGUCGAAGAAGUUGAGGAGGCCCAAGAAGUCGAUGAUGAUGACGACGAGCCUCCAGAGGAGCCUUUGAUAACAUUCUCACCUGCCACUGGCACCUUCCAUACCUUCCCUUCUCCCGUUCGAGGAUCUCCCCGAAAACACAGUGAAGCCGUGUUGAAUCCACACCAAUCACCUGUGACUCGCCAUGAAGAUGGAAAGAAUGCCCAGCUGAUGUCUGGUAGUCCUACUCCGAAGUAUGCAUCAUGUCGGCACAAGAUUCCGUUCGACUCCAUAAUGGAGAGUGAAGCUUAUGUCUUAAAUCCUACUUCAGAAAGUCAUCCCUCACCAGCAGUUGCUGAUGUUCCAUGGGACCCUGUGAUGCCCGUGGGAUAUCGCGCUGAAACUCCCGAUAGGAAUGAUGACUCGGUGAAAGUUCCCCUGCGGACCGAAGAUACGGGAUCUAAUCGCUUUUCUGACGUCCCAGGGACUCCCAUCAGCCGGGAAGAGGCCCUAGCCCAAAUCAGAGCGCGAAGGGAGAGAGCAAACACCAUGAAGAGGUCGGUUAGUGCCAGCGAAAGUGUGCUCCGCUCUGGAGGCAUGGGUGUCGCCCCAAUUCGGAAUGUUCGACGCAUGCCAGGGCCUCGGACUACAGAGGCCAGAAGUGAUGGCUCUGUGAGGAGGAAUCGGAGAGACAUGAGUGCUCCCAUCCGGUUGUCCCACCAUUAGGGCCACUGUCUCGUCCGUUAUAAUGAAAUGGACGAAGGCCAUCACUUCCUUAUUCCUGAUCUCAUUGGUUAAUGACCCGACUCUCUCUCUUGAUACCCCAGUACUCCGAGCGGAAUGGCGUUUUUGGAUGUUGCGUUGACGGGCAUCAAUGGACCCCCUUUUCUCUUAAAUCUUACGAAUAUCAUAUAAUUCUCUUUCGUAUGUUCGAAGAGGGUAACUCUGUGGCGUUUAUAUGGUUAUGUCGGUGUAUCGGCUUUUUGUUUUUUGACUGCCUCCCAACUCCACGGCAUAUGAGUACUGCUUAUAAGCCCCGACGAUCUUUACAUCUCCCCCAGCUUUCCUUUGUCAGGCGAUUUCUUUUUGUUUUUGUUUAUGUUUUUUUCCCUCUUUUUUUGCAUUUUUGGCCUCGUGUUUUUGUAAAUAAUUUUGGGUUGCGUGGUUUGGGUAUUUUAGGAAUAUUCAUUGGAUGAAGACAUCGAAUUGACGAUAUUGACA